Molecule: messenger RNA, 1410 nt
Organism: Mugil cephalus (flathead mullet)
Lineage: Eukaryota; Metazoa; Chordata; Actinopteri; Mugiliformes; Mugilidae
Product: stomatin-like protein 2, mitochondrial
Exons: 10
Coding region: 129-1160 (343 amino acids)
Cellular component (GO): membrane
Source: RefSeq, a predicted model, not a curated record
AUAAUGUCUGACAGCUACCGCUGAUAGAGUUAGCUUUUAGCUGCUAAAAAAAAUGACCCUGAGCUGCUGCUUCUGACGCCUCCACAUUUCCGUAUGAUAUUAACACUUAAUUAACAUCUAUUUAAAACAUGCUGCGGACGCUGUGUCGGGCCGGUGGGAGCGUUUUAAAGCAGACAGUUCCCAGACUGUGUGUGUGCCCAGCCCAGCGGCGUUGGGCUUCCCGCUUACCUCUCAACACCGUGGUCCUGUUUGUGCCACAGCAAGAGGCCUGGGUGGUGGAGAGGAUGGGACGAUUCCACCGCAUCUUAGAGCCGGGUCUGAACUUCCUUAUUCCAAUACUUGACCGAAUUCGUUACGUGCAAAGCCUUAAAGAGAUCGUUAUCGACAUCCCUGAGCAGUCGUCCGUAUCCCUCGAUAAUGUGACGCUGGAGAUUGACGGAGUCCUGUUUUUGAGAAUCUUGGAUCCUUUUAAGGCUAGUUACGGUGUAGAAGACCCAGAGUAUGCAGUGACUCAACUGGCACAAACCACAAUGCGCUCAGAACUGGGCAAACUCACACUGGAUAAAGUGUUCAGGGAAAGGGAGUCUCUUAAUUUCAACAUCGUCGAGCACAUCAACCAGGCGUCAGACGAGUGGGGAAUCCGCUGCCUGCGCUACGAAAUCAAAGACAUACAAGUUCCACCUCGCGUUAAAGAGUCAAUGCAGAUGCAGGUGGAGGCGGAGCGCAGGAAGAGGGCGACGGUGCUGGAGUCGGAGGGGACGCGCGAGGCGGCGAUCAACGUCGCGGAGGGCCGCAAGCGCUCGCAGAUCCUCGCCUCGGAGGGAGAAAAGGCCGAGCAGAUCAACAGAGCGGCCGGUGAGGCCCAAGCUGUGUUGGCCAAAGCAGAAGCCAAAUCUGAGGCCAUCCGUCUGCUGUCGGGGGCUUUGGCGGAACAGAACGGAGGCGCGGCCGCCUCGCUGAGCGUCGCCGAGCAGUACGUGUCGGCCUUCUCCAAACUGGCCAAGGAGUCCAACACGGUCCUCCUGCCGUCCAGCACCGGGGACGUCAGCAGGAUGGUCUCGCAGGCCAUGACCAUUUACAGCACUCUAUCCCAGCCGAGGCUAAAAGCCGACCAGACAGAGGAGCCGAUUGAGGAGCCUUCAGUGCAUUCAGCUCGGUAGCUGAAAAGAGAGGAAGCGCUCUUCCACAGAUACGGAGCACAAUGACUCUGCUGUUCGGGCUCCUUUACUGUCUGGCCCGCUGCUGAGGACAGGAUGUGCAGAGAGACCACUCGCUAAACUGAGAUCACGCCGAGGAAGGACGGCGGGGAAAAAGAGCAACUUGGUGUGCUUUUGUUGGCUGAUGUGAAUUCUAACCGUGACGUUGAACAGAGAACGUACACCACUAAGAAAUAAAACACCGCAAAUGUCA